This is a messenger RNA of Gastrolobium bilobum, 620 nucleotides long. RefSeq lists its product as uncharacterized. The record is from RefSeq and is a predicted model, not a curated record. Lineage: Eukaryota; Viridiplantae; Streptophyta; Magnoliopsida; Fabales; Fabaceae. The transcript has a single exon. The coding region runs from base 46 to 462 and encodes 138 amino acids.
ACCUAGCGACGCCGACGCAGCCACCGUCUCUUGUACUUCAACCCAAUGUCCACGCCAACGCCUCCGAAGCAACCUCCAGAGGAGCAAUCCGAUGCCGAACCAGAAGGCAAUGUUCCUCCGGAUCAACCAGGUUCGGAGUCACCCGAAGCAGAAGCAGAAGCUGAGGCAGAAGAAGAGGAAGAGGAGGGAGAGUGCGGGUUUUGUUUGUUCAUGAAACAGGGUGGAUGCAGAGACGCGUUCAUCGAUUGGGAGAAUUGCGUGAAGGAAGCGGAGAAUAACAAAGAGGAUUUGGUGGAAAAGUGUGCUAAGAUCACCGCGGAGUUGAAGCUGUGUAUGGAUGCGCAUUCCGAUUACUACGAACCCAUCCUCAGAGCCGAGAAGAUGGCCGAGCAACAAGCCAUUCAAGAAUUGGAGAAUGAAAAGCUAAAGGAGGAAGUGCCUUCUGAUUCUAAUCAAAAGUGAGAUCCAAUUUCAAUGCUUCUUCUUUUUUUUAUAUAUAAUUUAUUGUUAUAGUUGUCGCGUCAACGCGAAUAGAACACUUUAGAGGCUAUGUAUGAUUGCCACUGACAAGAGUGUGAGAUAGAAUAUGUAAUCUCAUUUUUUUUGUCUCAAUAAUUGGA